AUGCUGUCAGCGCGUCAGUUUCUCUGGCUCCCCUCUGCCAGUCCCAAGCGCGUCUCUUAUCAAAGAAACACACCAACUGCAUCGAAUCAUAUCAUUAUCAUGGGGACUGUUUGUUUUUCAUGGCACUUUUGUUUGUUUUUCGCUCUCUUAUAUACUGGCAGGUUUGCGGGAGGCAAUGGGGUCCCAGAUGCUGAUGAAUGUGCCGAAGGGACAGACGACUGCCACAUUGAUGCAAUAUGUCAAAAUACACCUAAAUCCUACAAAUGCAUCUGUAAACCGGGUUAUAAAGGAGAAGGGAAACAAUGUGAAGACAUUGACGAGUGUGAAAAUGACUUCUACAAUGGGGGUUGUGUCCAUGAGUGCAUCAACAUUCCGGGCAACUACAGGUGCACGUGCUAUGAUGGAUUCAUGUUGGCCCAUGACGGUCACAACUGUCUUGACGUUGAUGAGUGUCUGGAUAACAAUGGAGGAUGCCAACAGAUUUGUGUGAACACAAUGGGCAGCUAUGAGUGUCAAUGCAAGGAGGGUUUUUUCCUGAGUGAUAACCAGCACACCUGUAUUCACCGCUCCAAUGAGGGUAUGAACUGUAUGAACAAAGAUCACGGGUGUGCACAUAUCUGCCGGGAGACGCCCAAAGGUGGGGUUGCCUGUGAAUGUAGGCCUGGCUUUGAGCUUGCCAAAAACCAGAAGGACUGCAAAUUAACCUGUAACUAUGGAAAUGGAGGCUGCCAACACACCUGUGAUGACACAGAUACUGGUCCUGUGUGUGGUUGUCAUCAGAAGUAUGCCCUGCACUCAGAUGGCCGAACAUGCAUUGAGAAGGAUGAGGCUGCAAUUGAGAGUUCUGAGUACAAUGCCACGUCAGUAGCUGAUGUGGACAAGAGGGUGAAACGGCGGCUACUUAUGGAAACAUGUGCUGUCAAUAAUGGAGGCUGUGAUCGUACUUGCAAGGAUACGGCGACAGGGGUACGUUGCAGUUGCCCAGUUGGAUUUACCCUGCAGCCUGAUGGGAAAACAUGCAAAGACAUUGAUGAGUGCUUGGUAAACAAUGGUGGCUGUGACCAUUUCUGCCGAAACACUGUUGGUAGCUUUGAAUGCAGCUGCCAGAAGGGCUAUAAACUACUAACAGAUGAACGAACCUGCCAAGAUAUAGAUGAGUGCUCAUUCGAAAGGACUUGUGACCAUACCUGCAUCAACUACCCAGGAAGUUUCGAAUGUCUCUGUCACAAAGGCUACACCUUGUACGGCAUGACACACUGUGGAGAUGUUGAUGAAUGUAGCAUCAACAACGGUAGCUGCGACUAUGGGUGCAUUAAUACAAUGGGGAGCUAUGAAUGCGUCUGUCCACCUGGAAAGAAGCUACACUGGAAUAAAAAGGACUGUGUUGAGAUGGUGAAAUGCCUCCCAAAUGCCAAACCAGCUCCUAAAGCGCAACUUGUCUGUAGUAAAUCAGGAGGACUAGAGAGCUGCUUUUUGUCAUGCCCUUCCAAUACCCUGUUUGUUCCAGAUUCAGAGAAUAGUUACACACUGAGCUGUGGAGUUCCAGUCCAGCAAGGCAAAGCCCAACAGAAACGCAACACAACACUUCCCAGUUGUGCAGAUUCAUUAGCCCCACCGAUCAAGCAGAAAGCUCGCUUUAAAAUUAAAGAUGCAAAGUGCCAUUUACGGCCUCGCAGCAAAGAAAAGAUUAAAGACGUUGGGAAGCAAGCUAUUAUAGGAGGUCAAUUCCCUUGUACAGACAACUGCCAGGUGACCUUUGUGAACCUCAAGUGUGAUUCCUCCAAGAAAAAACGUCGGGGCCGCAAGUCACCAUCGAAAGAAGUGUCCCAUAUCACUGCCGAAUUCGAAGUGGAGAUGAAGUCUGAGGAAGUCUCAGACACCUGUAACCUUGACUGUGUGCGGAAAAGGAUGGAGCAGAAGCUGCAAACUGCAAUCAAAACAUUGAGAAAAUCUAUUAACAAACAGCAAUUUUACAUUCAGUUUUCUGGGACAGAGUACGAAGUGGCUCAUAAGCCAGCUAAGGCUACUGAAGGACAUGAAGCAUGCAGUACAGGGCAAGUGCUGCAGGAUGGAAAAUGUGUUACCUGCAGCAUGGGAACCUAUUAUAGUGGAGAACAUAAUCAGUGCCUUCCUUGCUCACCGGGAACAUACCAAGACACAGAAGGUCAACUUACUUGUGAACCUUGCCCAAGUAACGACGGACAGGGAAUAGCAGGCGCGCGUAAUGUGUCAGAAUGUGGAGGGCAGUGUUCUCCUGGGUAUUUUUCUUCAGACGGCUUUAAACCUUGUAGAGUGUGCUCUCUUGGUACGUAUCAACCUGAGCCAGGCAGGACCCUUUGUUUUCCAUGUGGCGGUGGACUGGUGACAAAAUAUGAAGGUGCUGUUUCAUUUCAGGACUGUGAAACAAAAGUUCAUUGUUCUCCUGGCCACUACUACAAUUCCACAACACACAGAUGUAUCAGAUGUCCUGUUGGAACCUACCAGCCUGAAUUUGGUCAAAAUUACUGCAUUAGCUGCCCUGGGAAUACAAGUACAGAUUUUGAUGGCUCUACUAAUGUUACACACUGUAAAAACCAGCACUGUGGAGGGGAACUUGGAGAUUAUACAGGCUAUAUCGAGUCUCCCAAUUAUCCUGGUGACUACCCAGCUAAUGUUGAAUGCAUUUGGAAUAUAAAUCCACCCCCGAAGAGGCGAAUACUCAUUGUGGUUCCUGAGAUAUUUCUUCCAAUUGAAGAUGAGUGCGGUGAUGUUUUAGUAAUGAGAAAAAGUGCCUCCCCUACGUCAAUUACCACAUAUGAAACAUGUCAGACUUAUGAGAGACCAAUAGCAUUUACCUCCAGAUCACGAAAGCUAUGGAUUCAGUUCAAAUCAAAUGAGGGAAACAGUGGCAAAGGAUUUCAAGUCCCAUAUGUGACAUAUGAUGAGGAUUACCAACAGCUGAUAGAAGACAUUGUUCGAGAUGGACGAUUAUAUGCAUCAGAAAAUCAUCAAGAAAUUCUAAAAGACAAGAAAUUGAUCAAAGCUCUCUUUGAUGUAUUGGCACAUCCUCAAAACUAUUUCAAGUACACAGCACAAGAGUCAAAGGAGAUGUUCCCACGAUCAUUUAUAAAGCUACUGCGAUCAAAAGUUUCCAGAUUUCUACGACCAUACAAAUAGCUUCCUAGUGAUAUUCAAUUUGGGGUUAUUUUGCAUUCCUGUCAAAUAUUGUAUUUUACUCCACAGUAGAAACAUUUGCUAAUUGGAAGGCUAUUUUUUUGCAGUCUUUAUUUUCAAUUAUAUAUUGAAGAAUAAGUAUAAUGUUUUAUAAUUGUUAAAAGCCAAUAUUCUGAAUGGGAUUUUUACUUCAAAGAAGAUACUUGUGGAUCCUUGAGUGCAUCCAAUUGAAGAUCCAAAUUUGUGUCUGCACUAGUGUGUCUUCAUGUUUCAUUUGAAAAUGUUUGUUUUAAAAAAUAUAUUUUCUAAGCCUUUUUAUUUUCUAGCGAAAAUAGUUUUCUUCUAAGCAAAGAAGAAACCUAUUCAAACUGGUUAAACAAACUACCUGUUUUGUGAUAGAAAGGAGUAUGUAGCAUAAAUACUAUUUGGAUUUUGAAUUGCACUUGAACUUUAUAUUUGAAAUUUUAGAAGAAAACAAAAAAAAUCUAAAUUUUGUUAUUUCCCAUUUGUGGUUUUGUGGAGACUUUGUUCUAGUAUAAACCAAAAAAAGGAAGAAAAAAAAAGAAAAAAAAGGAAAUGGAUGUAUAAUUUUGUUUUAUGGAUUAUACAAGAUUGAAUCCCAUGCCCUCUCUGUUUUAUCUGCCCUAUUAUAGCCUUCUUCAAAGGUCUACCACUACCUGUCCUGCUGCGGAUACAGUCAUGGAAUUUUGUAUGCCAUUGGGUCUCUUUGAAGACUUUUACAAUAGGGUGGAUGAGAAACAAAGAAAAAAAAGUAGUAGUCCGUUUUUCUUUUCCUUAUUAGAGCAUCUAAUUAAGUACAAUAUAUAAAUAUAUAAAUAUAUACUUCUAUUUGUGGGUACAUUAGUAAUAUUAUCUUUAGUUACUGUAAAUAUUACUCAGACUUAAAUCUCUACUCCCACGCACAGUAUUUACUCGUAUCUAUUUGUGACUUCACUUAGAUGAUUAAAUAACUUCUCCGAGUGCUUGUAACUUCUGUUUAUCCCAAACUGAAGUAUCUUUGAAUUUUAUGAUACAAGAAAAGAAUAACUUUCACUUAGACAGUCUUGUCAAGCAUAAAUUAUUCGGUGGAAGGAUGAGAGAUUUUAGUUAAUGUAAAAUUCAUUAUUUUGCUAACUACUUUACAAUAUCUCAUUCAGCAAAUAGUCCUAUUCUUCCUCCUUAUUCAGGUACUCCUUAUGUCAAAAUCAAUGGGAGUUACUCCUGAGAAAGGGGCAAUGAAUAGGACUUCAGGAGAGAUUAACUUUUACAUUAGAUUUGUCAUCACCAAAUCAUUACAGAAAUAUACCUCUUGUAUAAGCCAAAUUUCUAAAGGGGAAAAAACAGAAAUAAUUUUUGCAAUCAUUUUAAAUAUUUUUAAAUUAAUUAAAUAUACACUAGUAGCCUGAUCCUGCAUUCCUUGGGCACCCAAAACUCCCACUUACUUCAGUAGCAGAUUCACACCUAAAACAUCCAUUAGCUUCACAGGAACAUAAGAAAUUUCCAUAGUAGGUCAGAUUAGCGGCCAUCUUCUGGCAGUAGCAAGUACUAGAUGCAUACGAAGAAGGUGCAAGAAUCCUGUAAUCCCCAUCAGUUUACUGACAUAACAGUGGAUUUCAAUGAGAGAUUGUAUAUUUUUGUUAGCACCACAGCCACUUCAUUUUUCAGUUCCUUCAGAACUCUUGGAUGUGUACCGCCUGGGGAUUUGUUUAAUCUACUAGGGAAGUUCACCACCUUCCCCUUCGUCCCUCCUCUUUAUUAUCUAAGGAGAGUAGGUGUCACCCCAAUAUCUCUUGUGGUGAAGACUGUGGCAAAUAAAUCAUUUAACUUUGCUUCUCUGCUGCUCCCUUAUCUCUCUGAUAAUCCAAGAGACCUAUGAAUUCUCUCAAAGACUUUGUGCUUCUGAUAUAUACUUUAGAGAUGUUUUACACUAAUUUAUAUGCAUAUGUUUUUAUGUCUGGCUAAUCACUCUUCAAACUCCCAUUUGGCUUUCUUAAUUUCCCAUUUACGUUUUACUGGCAAUAGUUUCCGUUCCUUUCUCCUGGCUACAGUUGAGCUGGAUUGCCAUUUCCUGAACGAUACCUGUUUGGUUUGAAUCCCUUUUUUUAAUCUGGCCAUUUAGCCUUCUGGGGGAGAGGGAAGUUGCCUUUUUUCCUGUUUGUUCUGUUAUAGUGUGCUGAAAUGUCACCAGGCUGAUUUUAAGCUCUUCAUUUUUGAUUGAAGGGCCUUUUUGAGUUGCUUCCUCUUUUUUAAGGAAAAUUCUCCUUUCAGAAUUGAAUGUCAUUGUGCUCGCUUUUAUAAGAUCUCUUCCUCAAGGAUGAUAAACUUAGGCUGGGUCUACAUUACCCGCCUGAAUCGGCGGGUAGAAAUCGACCUCUCGGGGAUCGAUUUAUCGCGUUCCGUCGGGACGCGACAAUCGAUCCCCGAAUCGACGCUCUUACUCCACCAGUGGAGGUGGGAGUAAGCACCAUCGACGGGAAGCCGCAGAGGUUGAUUUUGCCGCCGUCCUCACAGCGGGGUAAGUCGGCUGCGAUACGUCGAAUUCAGCUACGCUAUUCACAUAGCUGAAUUUGCGUAUCUUAAAUCGACCGCCCCCGUAGUGUAGAUGUGGCCUUAAUUUUUUAACUGAUCACUAUUGCCUAGUAGGAGUCCAAGGAUGGGUGUCCCGAGGGAUGUAUGAUCAGUGCUCGUCCUAGUGCGUUUGUAGAAUGGAAAAACCAUUUGCUAAAUGUAGGGAGGCAGGGGCUAGUAGAAAUGCUAAUAAUUAUACAUAGUUUGUACAAUAAAGUGCAGUGGAUAAUAUGAGAAUCUAUAUAGAUGAUCACAAAUAUGCAUGUAUAAAUCUGAAAGCUCAAAGACAACUACAAAGAAACAUAGUAUUUCAGAGUGAUGUGAACAUUGCAAAGGUGUCCGAGAGGUUAUCCAAAAUGGUUGAACUGGUCAUGAUUACUGUAAUGCAAUUUAAAGAUAUUGGAAAACUGACUGAAAUUCUCAGAAGAAGACAUAUAAUUUAAAGAAAUGAAAUAACACCAUGAUUUCCUGAAGGCUGCACAUUGUUCUCUGAACUUUCAAACUGCAUUUCUCAGUCUAAGGAAAUAAGUCUGGGUCUAAUGCUGAGCAGUACUGAAUGUCUCAUGCAGACUAUGCGGCACCUAAAACUCCCAUUCAGCAACUCGCAGGAUUGGUCCCAACAUCACUGUAAAAUAUUACUGGCCUGCAGGGCAAAUGAUCUUUUUUGCAACACAGCGCAAGGUAAUUUCCCUUGCAGGUCAGGAAUCCCUUGUAGUGCAGUAACACUUUUAGGGCUUUCAAUUACACUGGUAUGAAGCCAGGACAAGGGCGUGUCUACACUAUGGAAUUGCCCUGAUCACGGCCAUUGGCGACCAGCCAACAGUAUAGCUGCACUAGUGGAAACCACUAGCGGAAGCAAGCUAAACUAUGAUUUGCACUGGUGCAGUUUACCCCCGCUUAAAAUGGCUAUGCUACACUGGUGCUUAUUGCAGUUUAACUUGUCUACAGUAUAGGUUUGUACUGAUGCACCUACUCUGGUGUCUGGCCAUUAACCGCUGCAAUCCCCAGUAUAGACCAGGACUAACUCUGAGGAUGCCCUCCGUUCAGGGCCGGCUCCAGGCACUAGCCUAGCAAGCAGGUGCCUGGGGCAGCCGAUGAAGAGAGAGGCGGCACGUCCGGCUGUUUGGCGGCGGGGCAAUCACUCCCUCUCGGAGCGAAGGACCUGCUGCCGAAUUGCCACCGUAGGAUGAAGUGGUGGUAGAGCUGCCGCCGCUUGCAAUCGCAGCUUUUUUUUUUUUUUUUU
This is a messenger RNA of Malaclemys terrapin pileata, 6964 nucleotides long. It is a transcript of the gene SCUBE1, whose product is annotated as signal peptide, CUB domain and EGF like domain containing 1. Gene Ontology annotation, biological process: signal transduction. Gene Ontology annotation, cellular component: cell surface. NCBI's taxonomy places the organism in Eukaryota, Metazoa, Chordata, Testudines, Emydidae. Gene Ontology annotation, molecular function: calcium ion binding. The transcript has 23 exons. The coding region runs from base 1 to 3156 and encodes 1051 amino acids. The record is from RefSeq and is a predicted model, not a curated record.